Molecule: messenger RNA, 2140 nt
Organism: Lates calcarifer (barramundi perch)
Lineage: Eukaryota; Metazoa; Chordata; Actinopteri; Centropomidae
Gene: sil1
Product: SIL1 nucleotide exchange factor
Source: RefSeq, a predicted model, not a curated record
UGGACCAAUGAGAGCAGAGCGGACAGUGACUGAAUGUUUCUGGUGCACGCGAGGGACGUCAGUGUGUUUGUGUGAAUCCGCGGUUGACCGACGUCUCGCCGUGUGAUUCCGCUCAAACAGGUGAGUGUGUACGAACCGUACGUUGUGUGUUUGUAACCUCACAGCCUCACCCAGCUUGUCGUGAAGUGGUCUGAAGCGGACUGUAACGUUGCGGUUCCGAGUGUCUUCAGCUGUGUCUCCGCUGGCAGCAGCAGGUCGUCUGACAGCUGCUCACUCAACACUCACAUUUACACAGUCACCAUGAGGCUGAUAUCCUGCAGUGCUACAGGAGCUUCACUCAGCAGCUUAACCCUGGCUUUUCUCUUGUUGCUGCCCUGCCAUCACGUUGCCAGUAUUCUUGGCCAGAAGUCUGACUCUGCCCUGACUGUGGUGGAGGAUGCAGAAGGAGGAGAAGGAGCAGGUGCUGAUGAAGAAGAGGAGGUGAUGGUGGAUUUAAAGGUGGUCAAACCUACUGCACAGUGGCAAACACUCAAACCAGAGGAGGCAGUGCCGGCAGGUUCCCAUGUGAGGCUGAAUCUGCAGACAGGUCAGAGAGAGGUCAGACUGGGAGAAGAGCAGCUCAAAUACUGGACACAGGAGCACAGGGAGAGAGAAGCAACGCAGCCCACCUUCAGUCCUGAUGAACUGAAGCAGGCCAUGAAGAAGAUAAAGGAGGACCUGAACCCAGACUCUGUGGCCUCUAAGUAUCGCCCCCUAGAGGAGUUAAAGAGAGACAUGGCUCAGCUGGACCUGCUAAUAGAGACGGAUGUUCAGAUAAUGAGGCGUCUGCUUGACCAAUUCAACAGCAGCAACUCGACUACAGAGCAGAGACUGAACAUCCUGCACGAGCUGGAGUAUCUGGUGCACCAGGUGGAUAAUGCUCAGACUCUGUGCUCGAUGGGGGGUCUCCAGUUGAUCCUAGGGGGUCUGAACAGCUCUGACGUCAGAUUACAGGAAAGCUCUGCCUUUGUCCUGGGGUCUGCUUUGUCCAGUAACCCAGAGGUUCAGGUGAAAGCUGUGGAGAGUGGAGCUCUGCAGAUGCUGUUAACUGCACUGGUCACUGCACAGCCACUCCAAGUCAAAAAGAAGGUCCUGUUUGCAGUGGCCUCGCUCUUACGUCACUUCCCCUACGCACAGCGUAACUUCCUGUCACAUGGGGGACUCCAGGUCCUAUCAGAGUUGUUCAGGGCAGAUGGAGGCGGAGUCCUGCGAACACGCGUUGUCACCAUGUUAUAUGACAUGAUCAGCGAGAAGGAGCUGAUCUCUCAGACUGGUCUGGACCCGGUCCUGGAUGCCUCCCAUGAGGAGCGUGUGCGUCAGUACUCCAAGGUGUCCCUGGAGGGGGGGCUGCUGGAGAAUGGCUGGUGCAGUCUGGUCCCACAGCUGCUGGAGUCCACUGAACAUGACUACAGAGAGAAGGCUCUGCGGGCUUUGUUAGCGAUGGCUCCGACGUGCUUGAAUCAGUACCGCUCAGACAGCGCUCUGCUGGGCUCUCUGCUCUCUCUCCGAGACCAGUACCAGGAAAUGGUCCAGUCAGAAAUGAUUCUAGGGGAGGAGAACAGCUACUUUGCAGAGAUUGUAGAUCUUAUAGAUGCUCUACAAGUGAAAAUGAAAUGACCAGACGAUUGUGCAGAGUGACGUUUUAUAUGAACCGACAGUGAAGAGUGUGCUGACUGAUGGUCUGCAUGACCAACCACAGAAAACAAACUCCUCAGGACAAGAGUCAGCUGCAUGCAAUACAAGGAUGAGGGACAGUCCUUUGAGGACACAGAUGUUGGGCUGACCCUGUAGAUGAUGGAUCCAGAGGUUAGUCAGAAUGUAUCUGACAACACAGGAAAGGUAUGCACAUGUACUUCUGUGUAAGGACGGCUCCAUCCCAUUAAGUGUCCUUGUAGGCCAUGUCAAGCAGUGAGCAAGCACAAUACCACAGCCCUGGAAGAGGCUCAACUUAAUGGAAUGCAACCAUCAUUAAUGUCAUUAAUUCCAACUUUGCUUUUCCUGCUUUGACAUGUCAGAAUAUCUGCUGUGAAAAAUGAUGGCUCUAUUGUAAAGCAUUUUUUACUUUGUUUUGAUAAUUUAAAAAUAAAUUGAAAGUAAAAUA